This is a messenger RNA of Blastomyces gilchristii SLH14081, 1764 nucleotides long. Its product is annotated as isoflavone reductase. NCBI's taxonomy places the organism in Eukaryota, Fungi, Ascomycota, Eurotiomycetes, Onygenales, Ajellomycetaceae. The transcript has a single exon. The record is from RefSeq and is a predicted model, not a curated record. Bases 446 to 1396 code for a protein of 316 amino acids. Gene Ontology annotation, molecular function: oxidoreductase activity.
UGUCAUAGUUAUUUAUCAUCAGGUUUGUUGUUGUUGGCAUUAAAAGGCAUUUCAUUCAUUGAAAGGAGUCAUUCUGAUGUUGUAGAAGACUUGGUAGUCCCAGCUGACGAGAACAGGGCUUGAUAUUGAUAUCUGUGCAAUCUCGCAUGUAGUUACAAGAUGAUAAUAUGUAGUUACUGAGUAGUUGCUGGUUGGAUUAACAGUGCUGACCGCCGUAUGAGCUCGGUAUGUAGUGCAGACUCCUGGCCACGGAAUUACACGCUCCCUAACUCCGUCAAUGUGGUGGACUUUGGCGGAGUUAGUCAAUCCUGUUAUAUAUAUAUAUAUAUAUAUAUACAGACAAUGCCGUGAUCAGAGGGAUAGAUGAAGGGUUUUAAGCCGUCAUACAAUAAGAUCCAGGCAUAAUUAAGAUAUCUCUCAAACCCUCCAUCCACUCCUCCUCGCCAUGCCACCCACCAACAUCCUCCUAAUCGGCGCUGGCGAACUGGGCACCGCCGUCCUGCACUCCCUCAUCCACCACCCCACCCGCACCAAUAACAAACCCUCCCUCUCCCUCCUCCUCCGCCCAAGCAGCAUCGCAUCCCCAAAACAACCCCCCCUCGCCGCCCUCCUCCAAUCCCUCACAGCACCCAACAACCCCCCAAUAUCCCUAGUCCCAGGCGACAUUGCCGCCGACUCCCCCGAAACCCUCACCGCCCUCUUCCGCCCCUACGACCUCAUAAUCAGCUGCGCCGGCUUCGUCGCGGGCCCCGGCGCCCAGCUGAAAAUAACCCGCGCCGUCCUCGCCGCCGGCGUCCCCUUCUACAUCCCCUGGCAGUUCGGCGUGGACUACGACGCCAUCGGCCGCGGCUCCGCGCACGACCUCUUCGACGAGCAGCUAGAUGUGCGCGGGCUGCUGCGCGCGCAGGAGACGACGCGGUGGACCGUGGUGUCCACGGGGAUGUUUACGAGUUUCUUGUUCGCGGCGGGGUUUGGCGUUGUGGAUCUGCCGGCACCAAGGGGGGAGAGUGCGAGGGUGCGGGCGCUGGGCGGGUGGGAGAAUCGGGUGACUGUCACCGCGCCGGCGGAUAUUGGUAGAUUAACAGCUGAGAUCGUGUUGGGCGAUGACGGGUUGCUGGGCGCUAAUGGGCCUGUGUUUGUCGGUGGGGAUACGCUAAGUUAUGCGCAGGUGGCCGAUUUGGUGGUGAAGGUUACGGGGAGGGAAGUUGAGAGAUCGGUUUUGACGGUUCCGCAGGUUCUGGAGAGGUUGGAGAGGGAGCCCGAUAAUGCGUUGUUGAAGUACUAUGCUGUUUUUGGGGCGGGGAAGGGUGUUGCGUGGGAUUUGGAGGAGACGUGGAAUUUCCGGAAGGGGAUUCAUGCGAUGACGGCGGAGGAGUGGGCGCGGGAAAAUUUGUGAAAACGUAUAGAGAUAAUCGUCCUACUAAAAUAGGGUCGUAUAUUAGAUGUUCUAUAUCUCGCAUAAAACUGGACCUAAAAUUAUCUAGAGGGAAAGUUUUAGUAGAGCAUAUAGCUAAAGGAAUAUUCUAGCGAACAAGGACUCAAUAACAUCACAUAAAAAACGAAAAACGCUCAAUCGAACAAUCCCGUGCAGGGGAUUCGCAAUCAUUUUUAUAUCCGUUUCAUCCCUUAUGCAGUCCCAUCAAGUCAUAUAGAACCUGCAAUCCUUAUGACCACCAGGCAACGAGUCCCAGGCCCGCAAUCUGCAUAGACCCCUAUUUAUUUAAAUCACUUCCAUUAGCUCCUAGUCAUUAUAAAGUAACCUGA